Molecule: messenger RNA, 16343 nt
Organism: Zeugodacus cucurbitae (melon fly)
Lineage: Eukaryota; Metazoa; Arthropoda; Insecta; Diptera; Tephritidae
Gene: IntS1
Product: integrator complex subunit 1-like
Exons: 3
Coding region: 181-6360 (2059 amino acids)
Biological process (GO): U2 snRNA 3'-end processing
Cellular component (GO): integrator complex
Source: RefSeq, a predicted model, not a curated record
UCUUUAUUUAAUCGAUUAACAAGUGUCAUACAGGUAUUCGGUAUUUUGUUAAACAAAAGGGAAUAUACAUUAGUUUUGCUAACGAAUGCUCUGCAUUUUGUUAAGUUUACAAUAAUUGUUUUAAAUUCGCCAGUGUGAAAAUCGAAAAUUUUUACGUCUUCCUGGGAAAUUGUUUAUAAAAUGGAUCGAAGUAAAGGUGGUAACAAUUCCAGAGGUCAGAAAAAGUCAUCUGGACCUAUGGGAAAUGAAUUUUUCGCAUUAGGCGCGAAAACCAGUCGGGAGGAUACUAAAAAGAUAUCUUCAUGUAAAGGAAACACAAUGGUUUCUGAUCGUAAGCGUGAAGCCACUACUGGCGUUGUGAACGUAAGCAAAAAAGCCAAAAUAAUGCGUUUUGAAGAAUCAUCGGGCUUCACAAUACACGAAUUAUGGGACCAAUUUGCAAUUGAUUGUGAAAACACGGAUCUGUUUAUUGCAAUAAAGGAGAAUUUCGAUCAGUUUGAUGAACAUUUUUUGCGCAUUAUAUGUGGAUCAGUAAAACAACUUAUGGAACCAUAUUCUCGCAAUAAAAUUGAUUACGUACUUUAUUUUGGUCUAUUCUAUCUUGCUAAACUAAGACCACAUAUUUUUAAGAAAGAUGUCAUUAGCGCUGGUCUUCUUUAUAUAUUGCGUAGAGAUGUAAAUAUUAAAUUGAAACAAAGUUCCAAUUCUCAAGCAAUUGCAUCUAACUUAUUAACCAAAGCAUACUAUGAUAAAAACAACUGGCCGGAACAUUUAAUUCGUAUUUACAUAGAAGAUGCCAUUAAUGAACGAAUAUGGGCCGAUAAUGAUUUUUGUAUGCCAUAUAUAAAAAAUAUCUGUUAUGUUUUUAACACAAAAAUUCCCCCAAACAACACAAUGCAACUUGAAACACCAGUAUUUGGAGGGUCUGUAGGGCAACAAUACCGAGAAAUGCAAUUAUGUUUAGAGGAUGAUUCAGGUGACGGAAGUUCUAACACUAUUGAAUCUAUUGGCUUUGGUAUUGAUACAGAUUCUUCUUAUUUAAUUUUCAAUCGUUUCUCUGAUAUUGAAAAUACGGUUGAAAAAAUUGUAGUCGAUGCAAUAAAAGAACAGCUAAAUAAGAGACAACAAACAGAUUGGUAUACACGAAACUUUUUAAAGUUUUUAUGUUCUACAGCCGGUUUAGCCGAGGUUCGUUAUCUUUGUAUAACUCGACUAGAAUUAUGGAUCCAUAAUGGCAAACUUGUAAAAUAUGCCCAGCAACUUUUAUACUACAUAUGUUAUAAUAUUAAAGAAAAUCAUAUAAAGGACCACGAAGUAUUGGCAAUACUUGUCAAAAUUAGAUUAAAAACUAAACCGUCAUUAAAUUUUUUUAUGUUUUGUAUAAAAGAAAUGAUAACGCAACAACCUAACGUUCUCAGAUUAAUAUUAAAGCUAGUAGUUCAGAAUGAACUAUCAAAUACAAGGAAUCCGAAUAAUAUGGGAAUGCUUGCUACAAUGUUUCAAACAUCACCUGAGGAGUCCUCCCAUUAUCUUGCCGAAAUCUAUAAAGAAUUUUUAUUACAACGAGAAGAUUGUUUACGCACAUUAAGAGUAUUUUUACGUGAAUUGGUGCGUGUGCUUCGCUAUGAUAUGAAUAUUGUAAAGUUCUGCAAAUCAAUUAUGAAUACUACAAGAGUUGAUUUGAUAGAGCAAGUUGAGCAUUCUGAGUUCAAAGAAAGAAUUUUUCAUUCCAUGGUUGAUAUCAUUUGCCUUUGUAUGCUGUUAUCGGUUUCACCACAAAUUCGAGAAGCCUGCAUUUUAUUACGCUCAAACAAAGAAAUAAAAAAUAAUCCAUUACUACUGAACUUUUAUACGCAAAUGUCUCAAAUUCAAUUGGAAGCAGUCUCUUGGAUGUACGAAACGGUUCCAAAUCUUUUCAAAAUACAAAGUUCGGAAUAUAGCCAAGCACUCCACAAAAUUUUACUUUUGGAUAGUCCAGAGCAAUAUUCACGAUGUGAUCAAUGGCCGUCAGAACCAGAGAGAGGGACACUUUUAAGAAUUGUUUCAGAAACACCAGUCCUUGAAGAUACACUUCUACGAAUUAUUCUUGUAGGCAUUACUAAAGAUAUACCUUUGACAAUACCGGAAACUAUAGAUAUCAUAAUGAUGGUCAUUAAGAGAGCUUCAUCAAUGAGAAUUCCUAAUUAUCCAGCAGUGCAAGCCAAUAAGUAUGAUGUCAUCGAUUUCCUUUUCAACAUGGUGGAAUAUCAUUACCCGGAAAAUAUAAAUUUACCAAUAGAUUAUGUUCCACCAAAGCUAGCUAUUACUAUUUUAUAUUGGAAAGCGUGGAUUAUAAUGCUAAUGAUCUCUGCUCAUAAUCCUUCUACUUUCGGAGCAUUUUGUUGGAAGCAUUAUCCUACUAUGAAGGCUUUAAUUGAGAUGUGUAUCACGAAUCAAUUUGGUGAGCAGAGCCCUGGAAAAGAGGAACUUCAGUUGGUUUCAUUGGAAAAAGCACAGAUACUUCAGUUGGAAUCAUAUUUGGCGGCACAAACAUCACAAGCUAUUAUAACUGAGGAAAACGCAAUACUAAUAUCACAGUUAAUGCUAAUGGACCCAAUGGGACCAGUUCGAAGAAUUCCGCAUAACAUUUUGGAACAAGUGAAAGGACUAAAUAAGAGUUUAAAAUUGGGAUACCUACUAUGUCGCUGCCGUAGGCCCGAUUUACUGCUUGACAUAAUUCAACGACAAGGUACAACGAAGUCUAUGCCUUGGCUUUCAGAUCUGGUACAGAGCAGUGAAGGUGACUUCAGUCACCUUCCGGUACAAUGUUUAUGUGAGUUCCUGUUAUUUAAUACCAAUGCAAUUAAUGAAGAAAAUACACGGGAUGUAGAGUUGGUUUGUUAUUUAAGGAAUCUUGUAAUGGAAGAGGAGUGUCAGAAAAGAACUGUCUGUGAAGUUUUAGAUUACAUUUUUCGCAGAUUGUCUUCAACAGUUAAACAAUCGCGCAACGCUGCAAUUUGCGGUCUCAAAAUAAUUUUCAAAGAUAACACUGAUCAAAAUGAUUGGUUAUUAAAAUCAAUUCCACAGAUUCCAUGUUUUAAAGAUGCGCUAUCUUUUAUGAUACCACAACUAAGAUCUGCAUGCCAAGUUGAAAAUUCACCUCUAUUGGUAAUGUCUUAUAUCCAGUUUGUAGCUGCGCAUACCAUUAACGAUGGAGUAAUUGAUAUGCUCGACCAUGUCAUUGACAUGGCCCAAUUAAUUGUAGAACGGAGUACUAUGUUCCAACACAUUAUACCUGCGAAUGGAGAUCUAUUACUGGGAUAUAAUAACAGUAAUUUCGCUGAAUGUCAGUUUCAAACUUUGAAAUGUCUCUUUGUUAUGUUCAAUAAUUAUAUUAUACGUCUGAGAGAACACAGAGAGCCAUAUGAAUGGACUGAAUAUCCAGAUUUACUUAUGGUUCAAUUCGAGGAUGGAGCGCAAUUGCCACUGCAUUUGAACAUAAUUCAUGCUUUCAUAAUCUUAUUAACUCAAUCCAGCAGUCAAAUGCCUGAAUCGCUUCCAAUUCUGGAUUACUGGUUUCCUCCAGGUCGAAGACCGCCAUCUGGCUUCUUACCGAAUAUGCCACAUGAAGCAGUGCAGUUAUUACCUGAUUGGCUUAAACUGAAAAUGAUUCGCUCUUCUGUUGAUCGCUUGAUUGAAGCUGCUCUCUUAGAUCUUACUCCAGAUCAAAUUGUUCUGUUUGUUCAAAACUUCGGAACACCUGUGAUUUCCAUGUCAAAGUUAUUAGCCUUAUUGGACCAUGCUGUGAAUGAGGAACUAGAACUAGUGAAAAAUGCAAUUCUUAACAAAGCUUAUUUAGCGCAGUUGAUUGAAAUUCAACAAAAACGAGGAGCUAAAAAUGGUCACUUUACUGUGAAAGCUCUGGAAUUAUACUCUCAUUCACAAACUGUCCCAGAUAAUCCCAAGCAAACUAAUACAGCUUUAGGCAUUCUAAACUUCGAGAAAAGCUUCCAACCUCUAGCACCUACUACAUCUCAUUAUCGAGUAAAUAAAGACAUUGAAGACAUAAUCGGAGAUUUAUGGAAAACUUCGCAAUAUAAUUACCAAAGCAGAUGCCGAUUUCGUAGGUUAGUUAAUCAUUUCCUUGAUAGAGAUUUAUUUUCAAUUAAAAAUCGUAGAGAACUUAUGACCAGUCAUUUGAAAAAAGGUUGGGCAUGCUUAAUGCGAAUUGUCGAGAGGUACAAGCGUUCAAUUUCCCAACAAACAACAUCGCAAAUAAAUCACACCUGCACACUUUUAAGAGUUCUUUUAAAACAAAAAUUUAUAACUUCGAAUGAGUUCAAUAUUGUAUUGGAUAAACUGAAAGAAUGUGAAGCCUUAUGGGAAGUAGAAAUUAAUUCGAAGGGAAAGACUUACGUGUUCAUAAAAAGUUUAUUCAAAAUAAUAAAGAGGAGAGAGAAUCAAUUUUUUCCAACAUCUUCAAAACCUUUCGGACUUAUAAAACGUAAACAGACUUUAGAUGACAUUCAAAUGUUAUUUAGUUUGAAAAAAGAGAAAAUAUCAGAGGAAGUGGAAUUUUUGUGCCAUUGUGGAUUAAUUGUCGAUCUGUUAUGUGAAAUUGAUCCGGAGUUCACAAAUUUACGUAAACAGAAUCAGAUUGGCCUCCUAUUUACAAAAAACUGUGCAGAUUUCCGUUUUCAUAUACUUUCUUUAAUAUGUCAUCAAACGAGUUGGGAUGCCGUACUUUUUACUUUGAAAUUAUUAAUGCAAGGAAUGCAACAAAAUAUUGAUUGUAGUACCUCUCUUAACUUCAUUGAAGCACUUCUUAAUAAUCCAAAACUUUGGCAAGGUCGAGACAAAAGUAUAUCUAAAACAAAUUUUCCAGAAAUAAUGUUUUUAUUAAAUGAAGGCGAGACGAAUGCUUUAAUUGGGUUUAUUAUAAAUGAGGCCGAUUCAGAUUCCCAUUCUAUUUUAGAAGUUAACGAUUAUAAAAUUUGCUCACGCAUUAGCCUCCUAUUUAGAGUAACAAGAAAAAACCAUAAAGAUAUUUCAAAAUUGAUAGAAUAUCUGUUCAGAAAAUCGUGCCCACAUUUGUUGAAGAUAAAAAUUAUUCACCAAAUGUAUCUUUUGCAUCCUUCCAUUCGCUUUAUGACAAGCAAUUUAAAAGAACAUGAAACGAAAAUAAAAACUUUAAGAGGCUGCAAAGCUGAUAAAGUAUCAAAUUAUCUUAUUACUUGUCUUGGAAAUCUAUUUCUCAGGAAGGAUUUCGAAACACUUUCUAGUGACAUUGAAAUGUUAAUAAGAAAAUUUGCUGCGUCGCACCCUAUCCUGUUCUUACGCCAAUUAGGUGUUUUGUCAUCUCUAAUACAAGGCAGAGCUCAAUUAGGUGUUCGCUUAUUGCGCGAAGAAUAUCACUUUCAUCGCUUUAUUCAAAUAUUACGCGCACUUCAAUUACUGCAGCCUAUGUUAUUUGAUGACAGUUAUAAAGCUGAAUUUCAAGCGGCAUUAGAGUGUUACUUUACAUUUUUUAAGCAUCACAGCUUUAUUAAAGAGUCAUAUCACAUAUUAAUAAAGUUUGUUGAACUACUACAAGCAUACAUCAAUUCUAAUCCCUCUAGUGCGCUGCUAUAUAUUGAAAAAUAUGUCGGAAUUUUAAUGGAAUUAUCAGUAAAAUUUAAUUCCAUAACAUCAUUGCAGCAACUUGUGCAAGGUAUAGCACUUUUACAGCAAAAAGGUAUAUCAAUAAAUGAGUUAAACGAUGACGAAAAUAAGCAAGAAUUCGAAUUGGAAGAACUCGGAAAUAAUAACAAUUUUAUUUCAACAGAUUGCGAUACAUCAGAAGCAAAUUCUACAAAUGUGUUCGAAUCUAAUAACAAAGGAGGAGUUCAAUUUUCCAUUUCUACACCAUUUACAAAAUCACUUACAUUGUCUCAACAUUUUACUGAUCUUAUAACUAAAAUUAAAAACUCUAGUACGGAAGAAACUAUAUUAGGCCCUUUACAAGAAAUAGAAAGCCUUACAUCUAAACGAUUUUCAUACUUAAACGAAGUGUUUGAUCGGCUUCUGGAACUAAUAUUUUCUCCUAGUGCACAGAUUCGCUCCAAUGCCUUUAUACUUUUAGUUCGCCAUUUGAAACAUAACCCUGGUCGUUCUGACAUUAAUCGAUGCACUCUUAAUGCAUAUAUUCAGUGCUUGAGGGAUCAUAAUUCAUCUGUGGCCACGACCGCUGUAGACAAUUUAGUUGAAAUGACACUCCUUUUGCAAGAGCAUACUGUUGAAAUACUUUCUGUGGCUUUCACUUUGGGAGUUAAAUCACAAUUAAAUACAAGUAUGCAGAUAAAACGGGUUUUACAAACACUAAUGUUACAACAUGGGUAUUAAAUAAAGAUUUUUUACUAUAAUAAGCGAAUAGAUUUGUACAAAUUGGAAUAAAAUAGACUCAUAAAUAAAUAUGCCUCUUUACCAAAAUUUUCAAAAUUUAAGAAUAGAAGAAGAGGUCUCUGAGAAGACUAUUUAUAAGUUUAUGUCAAUGUAUAAUUCAUUAAAAUAAAAUUAUUUUCAUUAGAUUAAAAAAUAAUAAUAAUUAAUGUUCUCUCUGCUGUUCUAUUUAUGGUUUUGGUUGGAAGUAGAAUCUGGUGAAUUUUUUAGCACAGAAAUCGCAAAAUCGGUUUCUAAUCAUCUUCCCUUUAUUUUGUAUAAAAACAAUUAAGGCUAUAUUUGUUUAUUUACUAAUGUUUGAAUUCUCGGUACAUGUUGAACUGGAAUGUAAUAACUUUAUUCACUUAUCGGUUGUUAUAUCUCAGUAUUUAGUUGGAGAUGAGGGCACUAUUCUAUAUCUCGAUUCGAAAGUAAAUUUAAUUUUUAGCACGGAGACAUAUUAAAAAUAUUUCCUUUGAAUUUCUCCAAAAUAUUACCUAUAUUUUCGGUAAAAAUUUUAUUAGAAUCGUUGAGGUCCUCAGGUUCCAUAUAUGGGAUCUUAAAAACUUAUGGUCCGAUUUCGGCGAUAUUUAGAAGGAAAGUUCUGUUCCGAUAUCUUCACUAGCGCUUAACUUAUAUAUUGGAAAGUAUACGAUUCAGACUGACUUCACAGUUCUUGUAUAUAGGAAGUAGGCGUGGUUGUGAACCGAUUUGGCCUAUUUUCACAAAACAUCAUUGGAAUGUCAGAAAAAUAUUGGUCGAGUAGUUUCGGAGAUAUGAUUUUUGACCCAUAGAUGGACGGAGUUACGCCCAUUUAAAGUUUUGUAUACCAAUAUGUGUGUAGCUUUUCUGUACCAUCUUUAUAAAGAAAUUUAAGGUUUUUGGAGUUUUUCCUUACUGAAUUAAUUCAUUUUUUGAAGUUUUCAACAUAACCUUGCAUGGGAGGUAGGCGUGGUUAUAAUCCAUCAAGUAAUACGUGUAUCAAGUUUCAUCAAGAUAUCUUAAGUUACAGCUUACACAGCCGGACGGACGGACAGACAGACAUUCAGAUUUGAAAACGGAACGCUGCCACGCCCACAAAAUGGCGAAAACCGAAAACACAUAAAGUUCAAUAACUAAGCCAUAAAAAAAGCUAUGGAAAUUUGGUACAAAGGAUCGCUCAGACGUUUCGGUCGCUUAAGGUUUUAAUUACGUACUUGUUAUACUCUCAUAACGGUUGUUUGUAACACCCAAAACUAAACGAGUUAGAUAUAGGGUUAUAUGUAUAUACCAAAGUGAUCAGGACGACGAGGCGAGUCAAAAUCCGAAUGUCUGUCUGCCCGUGCGUCCGUCUGUGCAAGCUGUAACUUGAGUAAAAAUUAAGAUAUCUUGAUGAAACUUGUUUCUUAGCAUCAUAGGAAGGUUGCUUUCGAAGAUAGGCAAUCUCGGACCACUGCCACGUCCACAAAAUGGCGAAAACCGAAAACACAUAAAGUGCCAUAACCAAGCCACAAAUAAAACUAUGGAAAUAAAAUUUGGUACAAAGGAUCGCACUAUGAAGGGGCAUAUUUGGAUGUAUUUUUUUUUGGGGAAGUGGGCGUGGCCCCGCCCUCAAAUAGGUUUUUUGUACAUAUCUCGCAAACCAAUAAAGCUAUAUAAACCAAACUUUCUGCAGUCGGUUCUAAAAGUGCGUUAACUCACUAAAAAACACGUCAGAAACACUAAAUUUUACAAAAUGGAAAAUGGGCGUGGAAUCGCCUACUUAUGGGUCAAAAACCAUAUCUCAGGAACUACUCGACAGAUUUCAAUGAAAUUCGGUAUAUAAUAUCUUCUUGACACCCUGAUGACACGUGUGGAAAAAAAUGGAUGAAAUCGGUUCACAACUACGACAACUUCCCAUUUAACUCAAUUUUGAAUUCCAUCUGAUUCCUUCACUUUAUAAGAUAUACAUAAGGAACCAAUGAAGAUAGCGAUAUAAAAGAGUACACAAAUACUGUAUAUGACCCGUGAUAUCACUUGUGGAAAAAGUGUCGAAAGCGGACUAUAACUUUUCAAUGCCCCGUAUAUCGAAUAUGAAGAACUCAGUGACUUAUGGUAAUUUUUCAGCGAAAAUAUCGGUAAAUCUCUCAGAUAUCUUAAUUUAAUUCGGAGGAAAUAUUUUUCUUCUAAUAGUGUGUCUCUGUAUCAGAAAUGGUUAUAAUCAGGUCAUAACUUCUCCCAGUUCUCAUAUAGCUAAUUAUAGGAUUUUCAAAAAUACGAUGGGCUUAAUAGCUUAUAAAUCGGGUAAUAUAUGAAAUAUCUUAGCCAAAUUAAAUGAGCAUAUAAUCUUAGAUAUAAUGUAUGUUGGUGAUGAAAAUGAGUUUAAUCGGCUCAGGAAUUACCUCAGCCCUCAUGUCUAUAUGUGAUUUUCGUUUUUCUAUUGGACUUUAUACCGAAUACAUGGGUCAAAUUGUGUGUCAUCUUAAUAAAAAUAUAGCAUAAAUUGCGAGAGUAUAAAAUGUUCGGUUGCACCCGAACUUAGCCUUUCCUUACUUGUUUUAUUUUAAAAAUCUUCCACAGAAGGUCAACAAAUUAAUUUACACACACGUAUAUACAUAUUUACAAUACCCCCUCUGCUCAGAAUAUAUUGUUAGUUUCAGGAAAAUAAACUGCACAGAUAAAUACCCGGUAGGAAAAAUUAGCGAAGACCCAUUAGGAAGUUUUUCGUUCCACGGAACUUUAAAAUUUUUGCGAGCCGAACUCAAAUAUAAUAGAAAAAAUUGAAGAUUUCAAGUUCUGUAUUUCGGAUUUAUUCGAAUACAUCGACGAACAUUACAACACCCAUUAAGUACCUCUACGACUAAGGAGAGGCAAGGUUUACUGAGGGCGAAAAGUUCGAUAGACCUACCGCGUUUUAUCUUAGGCCAGAAGGAUCUUGCGAGUUCGCAUGUGUUGGUAACUGACCAGCGCCUACCCAGCUCAGCCGAAGCCAUCUGUCCAUUAGCAAAACGCUAUAGGACAACGGUGCUCCCACAUGCAGCCACUUCCGCUUGAAAAACGCUGCAAUAAUCGGAUAGCCUGAAACUAAGGUUGAUGCGAAGCUCCCGACAGUAAACUCCCCCACCAACUUUUCCCGCCAACUUCGACCCAUCCGUGAAGAAGCUCACCGCGCCUCUCCUCCAACGACUCCUUUCCUCCCAAACGUCCAUUGAAGGAAUAAGAGCCGAGAAGUUAUAGCAGGGCUAUGCUCGGUGGCAUGGAGAUGAUCCAAUAAGCUCGGGAUGAAGUCGAAGUGUGCGAGGAUUCUUGAGUGCUCAGACACGCACUCGUCUAUAAACCCGGAUUCUCUAAGUCUAACCGCAGCUUUCGCGGCUAAGCACCUUCCUGCUAUGUCCACGUGCUAUUUGCAGUAAGGCGUUAAGUGCCAAGGUUGGUGUCGAUCGGAGCGUGCCACUCAUACUUACGAGAGCCGCUCGUUGAACAAGUUCUGCCCCUCCGGUAUUUUGUACCGUCUUGUGAACAGAACCAUUUCAGCUUUGCUUGGAUUAACGGAAUGGCCACAUUCUGCAGCCCAUUUCGUUACGACGCCGAGGUAACUUUGUGUAAGUUUAUACACAGUACCUAAGAAUUUCCCCUCAACUAUGUGAGCUACGUCGUCAGCGUAGGCUACCACCCGGCAGCCCCUCUAUGCAAGCUUCUCUAGCAGGUCGUUAACGACCAUGAUCCAGAGAAGAGGAGAGAGAACUCCUCCUUUGGGCGUUCCCCUGUUAACAGCACGGUGCACACGCGCGCUUCCCCAAUCCGCCACGAUAGUUCUAUCGCAGAGAAGGCUGAAAACAAGAUGCUUAAGGUUGGAUUCAACCCCGAACCUAUUCAGGGCUCCAAUUACCGCUUCCGGCAGAACAUUAUUGAAAGCCCCCUCUAUAUCAAGAAGGUUCCCACGGCAAAGUUUUUGUGUCCACUUUCUAUUACCGUCCUUGAGGUACCUCAAAAGGACGGGUUUCUUUGCGAGAAUGUUCCUGAAUCUAGAAGAUUCUCGAUUCCUAGUCUCGGACUUGUAAAUCGCCCAGCCGCACGCAGACGAGCCUUAUUGAAUAACCUACUGCUAGAUGCCCUAAUUUCAGAGAGCUCCGAAGCCCACCAGAAGGGUUUCCCUCGUCUCGUCUGGGAUCUCGUUUAACUACAACCAAAGGUCGAGAACUUCUGAAAGCUAUACAAGUUAUUGGAUGCAAUGUUAUUUCGACAAGGAGACCCACUUAUUGGGGGUAGGAGUGUUUCCCCUAUUACAAGCAAAAAGAUCUACAUCUACGAUGAAUUUUACGAUGUUGGAUUUUAAUCCGAGCUGCCCCAGAUUUGAUGUCGCGAGCUCGCGUCACAACAACAUGGGGGGUGGUUACACCUAGUCCUCAUGGGACAUAUAAGCUGAUAUCAGCCAAAGCCCUUCUUCACUACUCUCCAGCUUUGCAGUCACAACGUAAUUAGGCAAAAGCAACACUUUUAGUUCGGUUCGUACUAGCAUACAUGCUCUGGUUCUACCUGAUUCAUUGACCGCUAGCUCUUCUUCCUCAUUCCAGAAAUGCGGUUACUGCUCAGCCACGGUUCCUGGAUGAUGACGACGUCGACUCCGUUCUGUUCAAGACGGAGUAAUAGCUCUGCGGAAGCCGUCUUUGCAUGUUGGAUGUUAAUCUGGAGAAACUUCAUUCUCCGGACGCUUCUCCGAGAGCGCCAAGGGGCCUCCUGCUUGCCGCCGUAUCGCUCCACAAUAUUAGUGGCUAGACGUCGGUUCGACUUCAAUUUCCUAGCCGAAGUGUUUCGUUUUCUCUUCGGCCUUUUCAUUCCUGUGGAAACUCCCAUGAGGAGCCUCUGCUAGCGCUGGCGAUUUCGCCAGAAAACUCAGCCCCGUUGUGGUCAGCAAUUGGCAGGAUUCCGCCGACACCCCCCGUCCGUCCGUCAGUGGUUUUUCCAGAGACAGAUACCACGCUGGUCCUGUUAGACAACUUGGGAGGGGACGAUUACCCAGCAAGUUCCCACCCGAGACCGGGAUGGAUCCAGGUGUCGGUUCAGACUUCCUUUCACCUUUCACCUUCCACUGUACUUUUGUCGUUUUUGUUUGUUGUAUUGUUUUUGUUGUUGUUUUCAGUAUUCAUGUUAAAUGGGUCCCCACUCAGAGGCGAUAUCCAAGCCCCGAGAGGUAGUCGCCUUUGAUGGUCCCAAGGUUAUCUUCUCAACCAACAUCUACCACACCAACUGAAUGGUAAAUGGGGGAAACGUACUUCGAGGCCUGCCAUGGAUUUACGGGACGGAGGCGGUUGCGACAUUAACCCGCCAGCCAUUUCUGGUGUGUUACCACAUCAUACUCAGGAGACAGAAUGCCGCACCCACCAGCCCAGGAUUCAACCAAUUCAAACCAGGUGUUCCUACUCAUUGUAAGAAUUCGGGCCUAGGUCGUAAGGUCAAGGGAGGUUGGUAAGGCCGUGAAGGCCUCAUGUCAUUUGGCGUUCCCCAGGGUGCACCGUUAGGAGGCGACCCGCACUACAUCUCUAUAUAUAUAUAUAUCAACCCAAAACUUAGCAACAUGGAGAGAUUCUUUCAUCUUGUUCAAAAAACCCGAGUAGAAGCAAGAGACAUAGUUAAAAACGGCCCUUUAAUAAAUGAUGGUUUCGUGAUGGUCUGGAGGGACCUAGUAUUCUUCUUCUUGACUGGCGUAGACACCGCUUACGCGGUUAUAGCCGACUCCCCAACAGCGCGCCACGCAUCUCACCUUUUGGCGCCAAUUGGUAAUACCAAGUGAAGUGCCGUCUCAUUGGAUGUUGACAUCGUCCACGCUUCUGCGCCAUAAAGUAAGACGGGAAUGAUGAGGGACUUGUAGAGCUUGGUUUUUGUUCGUCGAGAGAGGACUUUACUUUUUACUUGCCUAUUGAGUCCAAAGUAGCACGUGUUGGCAAGAGCGAUUCUGCGUUGGAUUUCAAUCCUGGUCAGAUGUAGAUUUUCCAGGUCUAAAGCCACACUGAUAAGGUCCAAAUCAAAAUCCUGGGUCGGGCAAUGGAACAUCUGUUCCAUCGUCGUCGAUUGGGGAAUCGGGUCCGCCAUCUCCUGGUGUUGUACUUUCACUGCCAUUCAGCAGGUUGGAGAAGUGUUCCCUCCACAAACUCAGUAUACUCUGGUCAUCAACAACUAGAUCACCUCUGGUGGUCCUACAGGAGUGUGCUCCGGUCUUGAAACCUUCAGUUAGUCGCCGGAUCUUGUCGUAAAAUUUUCAAGUAUAACCCUUGUCCGCCAUCUUGUUAAGCUCUUCAGGCUCAUGCAUUUCGGCCUCUUUCUUUUUUUGUCUGCAAAUGCGUCUCGCUUCCCUCUUCUGCUCCCGGUAUCUGCGAGACGAUAAUCCUCAUCAUACCAGUUGUUUUUUUUUAAUUUCCGAAUGCAAAUAGUUUCGGUUGCAGCUGUACGUAAGGAGCUUGAUAUGCCGUCCCACAGUUCCCUUAUACAGAGAUGCUGAUGAGUUCUCUCAAAAAGUAGGAGUGCAAGUCGAGUAGAAAACCGCUGUCGGUUGUGAUUUCAGCUUCUCAAUGUCGAACCUUCCUUAUGUUUGUUGACGCUUUCUACACAGAAGCGGGUGCGUAUCUUGGCUGCUAGAAGAUAGUGGUCCGAGUCGAUAUUAGAACCUCGGAGCGUAUGCACAUCAAAAGCACUGAAGACAUGUCGUCCAUCUAUCUCAACACGGUUCGAUCUUAUGCCGGAAUCUAGCACUACAGACGACCAAAUUUCAGGCCACGGCGAAGACGAUCAGUCCCAGCACAUUUGGCGAUGAAUUUUCCGACUGUUGUGCCAAAGACACCUUCUUUACCCACCCUAGCGUUGAAAUCGACAAGCACGGUUUUGACAUGGUGGCGGGGUCAGCGUUCAUAGGCACGUUCUAAGCGUUCAUAGAAAGUAUCUGUGAUCACUUCGUCCUUUCCUUCCGCCGAGGCGUAAGCGUAAAUAAGCGAUAUGUUAAAGAACUUCGUUUUGAUGCGGAUUGUGGCUAGACGUUCAACUACCGGAGUGAAUGCCAGGACUCGACGACGGAGUCUCUCUCCCACCACGAAUCCCACACUGAAUUUGCGCUCUUUUAUAUAACCGCUGUAGUAGAUGUCACAAGGUCCCACCUUAUUCCGUUCUUCGCAUUUAUUGGAUGGCGAGGACAUCAACUAGCUGGGCAGAGGCACCUUCUUAAUUAAGGGUCCGCACAUUCCAGGUGCAUGCCCUUAAAUCGUAGUCUUUAGUACGUUUGCAGUGGUCGUCAUCAAAAUUGAAGUUCCUUAUCCGAGGCUGUUGCUUCCUUUUCAUUGCGGGUGUUUUUUUAUGUGGUGGGUCCUAAACCCCACGCACAACCGCAUAAACGGGAUUCGCCUUCUCACUUUAGCUUGCCUCCAAACGGAUGUCUGUUGGCUACUCAGAGGAUACUUGGUCUCACACCGGAAGUCGUGAACUGCUUGAGCCACAUGCAAAAUAAUCCUUCCUGGCCACACCCAAGUGAAUGAAAGUCAGAAACUUUCCUCACUUACGUGAACUUCUACAUAUGAUUCCAUAACAAUAUCUACAACAGUUAUCAAAACUUGCGAACUCACCCUUCGAUCAUCAACAAAAAAGUAAUUUCAAUUAACAACCCACGAACUCAUCUUAACAACUUUAAUCGAUUAUUUACCCAAUCACCUACUCGACUCAACAAUUGUCGAUGCAAAAUUCGGUUUUAGUUUAGCGGACCCAUACUUCUAUAAGCGUCGACAUCAUUAUUGGAAGUGAUUUGUAUCCACAAAUAGUACUCAGUGGAGUACAAAGAAAUGUUUUUGGGACACUAAUAGCCCAAGAAACAGAAUUCUGCUAGAUUCUGUUUGGACCUACUCCUUCAAAACCCAUCUCACCCUCAAUAAAGUCAUUCUUAAACAAAAUGACACGAACACUUUGAAAAGCCGCUCUUCUGGCAAAAUUUAGUGUAUGCGACCCUACGCAAUCAACUUUGUAAGGACUCUACCAUUGCAAGCCCCUCACGCACAACCCUUGUGCCCCAAUGAGGAUAUUCCAAUGCAUAUAAAAUCACAAGACCCAUACACAACGUUGGAAAUAACUCUCGACGAUUACAAAACGACCCAUUCGAAGCUAAAUAUUUAACCCGAAGAAAGUUCUUCCAAGAGGUGUAUGACUUUUGACCCAAAGAACGAACACAUCCAGGAAAUGUUCUAUUUGACUCUAGACCCUUUAAUCGACACCAAUGGAAACAUGCGAGUUAAUGGUCGGUUGAGCUAUUCAAUCCCACUAUCACAUAACCCAUGUCUCACGACUCAUACGGAUGGAAAUUUGAAUACCGAGACCCACAUCAAGUCCACCAACCAUCACUGCAAAAGUUACGUAUGACACAAGAAAAGUGAAAUACAAAACAGACAAAGACACCGUGAUCGCACAAAACCCCGCACGGUUGGACAAUAACCGGUGCUUGUGCGAUUUAGACCCCAAGGACAAUCACUCACUAACCCAUAUAAGAACCUUUAACUAAUAAUUUUUAUUCGCAGACCCUGCAAGGUCUAAACUCGUAUAAAUACGAAUUAGAGGACAAUACAGAAAUGCAAUAACGAAAAUGCAACAAGAAUAACAAUACAAGGAGAAAGAAGGAAGUGAGUAAACACGGACGGACAGAAAGCGCCAAACCGGAUCACCUCAGGAAACCAACAACCACAACAGAGGAUCAUCAAAUCAUCGCGGGAUUACCCACCCAUACAAAAGGUUAUAUUUAUAAUCAUUGUAUAUAAUUAAUCCAUUGUAUGAUCUACUAAUCAACAUACAUUUAAACCCACUCAUUUAUAUAACAAACACACCCCCCUGCUGUAAUAGGAGUUUGCCCCCAACAACUGCGACUCCUACAAUGCAACCGCAACGGACUCCAGAGCAUCAAUGCAAGAGAUAAUACCAGAUCAUGUCAGGUUAUAGCUAUCCGGCGAUGUCGACCUCGAAAUAUUUAAUAUAUUUGUACAUCCCCCAGUUACUUGUUGAACAACAGUAUAUAGCCCGAAUAUUAGAGCGCUACUUCGUUUCAGCAAACGACCGCGACAAAACGGACGAAAGGAUCGAGUUGAAAUUCAAUUUGAUGGACCUGCCUCCUUGGACCGGAGAGGUGCGCAAUCUAUUUUAGGCUAAAAAUGGCCUAGGCGGAAUUACAAUCUAAUGUUAAAGGACUUAUGUUGACGGGAGUAGAAUUUUUCAAAAAGCUAACCACUCUUUAAAUACCCGAAAUGGGGAAAAUCGGAAGAAUGUUCCCACUGCUGAAAUCGGGGAAACCCGCCAACUCAGCGGUGUCCUGUAGUGAAGACACUUAAGGCCUUGUUACCACCGACCUUCACAUAUCACCUCAACCUAGCGGAACAUCAAACACGGUUAAAAGCCUUUGACACGGUCAACCUCACAACUUUACCAAAAAAACAUCGAGCAAACAAUACUUUCUCCGAGGCUUAAAAGCUACAUGAGCGGUCGGCAAUUUUCCGUAUUAUUUCGACAGGACAGCGUUCUCUCCCUGCUACUAUUUAAUUUCUAUAUUUCCAAGCUCGCUCAAACACCAGAGUGAAUUUUAGAAGAGGAAGAUACCUACGUGCCAGAAUACCGCACUCAGUCACAGGAUGUCUGGUGAAGCACACCUACAUAAUACUAACUGCAAAGGAUCAUAACGAACUGCUGACCAAGCGUUUCUACUGGAUGAAAAAAGUGAUAAUUAUUAAUAAAAGUCAAAAUGGACAAAAGUAAAGUAAUAUUUAUUUGUAAUAUUUCAAUUAAUUUAUAUAUUGACAUUUUACCGAUUAUUUUAAAUGUAUGCUGUUAGUAGUUUUUCUGAUCAGUUUAAAGAUUAUUUUCUUUUUUUACAUUUAUUACGUCCUUUACGCCUUCGGCCAGAAUUUUUAGAAGUUUUGCAGUUUUUUGGUUUUUGUGGUGUAACAGUUUGAGUUGAUCCCUUCGCUAUACGAUUU